Messenger RNA from Protopolystoma xenopodis, 330 nucleotides. The record is from the annotation of a GenBank genome assembly. Lineage: Eukaryota; Metazoa; Platyhelminthes; Monogenea; Polystomatidea; Polystomatidae.
AUGCGAUUAAGUUCUUCCUGGAGUUCGAGAUCAUCCCAGUCCACUUCUCCUUCCCCCAUUGCCUGCGCCUGUCCUCCACAGACAGCAAUGCGGCACACACUCCUGCUUCAUCUUGUCGCCACCGCCUCCAGGCCGGCUAGCAACGGCCUACUCUCCUAUUUGUCGAGCAACCCAGCGAAAUCUCACAACAGCCGGAAUAAGGUCGCUGAGUUGGCAUCUUCCGGCAGAGGAGAAAAGGCCACAAUGUUUGCAUAUUCAGAAGACAUUUGCUCGGCUCGAUUUGGUAUUCGUCCCAACUUGACAUUACGCCCAUUGCUACAACCAACUUAG